Molecule: messenger RNA, 1017 nt
Organism: Paramuricea clavata
Lineage: Eukaryota; Metazoa; Cnidaria; Anthozoa; Malacalcyonacea; Plexauridae
Source: the annotation of a GenBank genome assembly
AUGGACAAGGCCGUCGAAAACCAGGUACGAGGAUGCCUACCGUGCCAAGCUGUCCAACCACCAAAUAACGACCAGCCAGUCAAACCUUCGGAGCUACCAAUUGGCCCAUGGCAGUAUGUGGAAAUGGACUUCCAAGGCCCUUACCCCAACGGCGAAUAUAUAUUCAUCAUGAUUGACCGUUACAGUCGAUGGCCGGAGAUGGCAUGGUUCCGAAAUGCACCUAAUGCGAACACCACAAUCGCAGCCAUGGAGAAGAUAUUCACCAACAAAGGUGUUCCAGCGGUAUGCCAAUCGGACAAUGGCUCGCCUUUCCAAUCAAAAGAGAUGGAGCAGUUUGCCCAAAGCAGUGGAUACCGCCAUCACCACAUUACUCCGGAAUGGCCCAGAGCAAACGGAACAGUUGAGCGAUUUAAUCGGAGUAUGAAAGAAGCUCUGCAGGCAGCAACUCUGGAAGGGAAAUCCCUGAGAGACGCAUCACAAAGAUUUCUGCAGAUGUACCGAUCUACCUCACACAGCGCGACUGGUGUCAGCCCGCAUGCUGCAUUGCAUGGCGGAAGAGAAAUGAGAACAGUACUUCCACUUAUGACACCAACCGACCAUGUUACAGACCGUAUACGAGACCAACGAUACAAAGCCAAGAUGAGAAACGGACUGCGGCCACAUAAACUUCGGGUAGGUGACAGUGUUAUUGUGAAGCAGACGAAAGUCAACAAGCUGACGCCGACAUUCAACCCUACACCUCUGAGAAUCACCGAGGUCCAAGGCUCGAGAAUAACUGCACGGGAGAUAAACGGCACGUGGACCAUCACGAGGGACGCGUCGUACUUUCGAAAGAUUGCAUCCGACACGCGUGCGGAUAACGAAGAUUACCAGGACGCAUCAAACGAGAGUGACGAAGAGACGGAGAACGAAAACAGGGGGAACCAACAGGAAACGUUGGAUGAAAGCACUGAGAAAGGGCAAAGACCACGACGGACAACACGGAGGCCGAGUUAUUUAGAAGACUACGACACUUAA